This is a messenger RNA of Mycena citricolor, 401 nucleotides long. The record is from the annotation of a GenBank genome assembly. NCBI's taxonomy places the organism in Eukaryota, Fungi, Basidiomycota, Agaricomycetes, Agaricales, Mycenaceae.
CGGUGCGUCUCCUACGCCGCCAGCCCCGCUUCCCCAGUGCUGACCUUAGCUACUUGAACGAUGCAGGAAAGGGCUCGUUCGGAGAGGUUUACAAAGGGUAGGUCAUCAUCGCGCUCCUAUGUUCAUCGUCGCUCGAAUGCGCGUUUCGCCAGAUACGACAAGCGGACGCAGAAGACGGUCGCUAUCAAGAUCAUCGACCUAGAAAGUGCAGAGGACGAGAUUGAGGAUAUCCAGCAGGAGAUCCAGAUUCUCUCCCAGUUGGACUCGCCACAUGUUACCAAGUGCGUUUUAGCUCUCCAUUCUCGCCCGUCCUCACCGCAGACCAGAUAUCAUGGCUCCUACCUGAAGGGAUCCAAUCUAUGGAUCGUCAUGGAGUUUGUCCGAGAGUUCGAUGCGCCUCC